GUUGUCUCGGGGGCUCGCGCCGUCCGGGGGCGAGAUUCUCUCACAUGCACACAAACUCUCGGAUCGUGCGCGGGGGGGGGAGGAGGGGGAGGAGAUUUGUGUGCCGCAUUCAAUUUCUCGAUCGGGAGCGCGUCUAUCGAUCUGAUCGAGCGAGCGUCCGUUCCUUUGACCGCAGGCUGACGUUCGGGGGCUUGGACUCGUACGGUCCCCGGGGAGGAACGGCCGCGGCCAUUUCGCGCCAGGAGAACGAAUGUCACGAGAGCGAAGAGGUGGAGCGGAUGGGGGCGGGGUAGGGGGAAGCGGUAGGGGGAAGGGGAAAGGGGGAAGGGAUGGCCUUGGGCUUGAAGCCCAUGGAUCCCGUGAUUCGUCAUGCGCCUAUUUCUCUCACCUACGAGACGCGAAAGAUGUCUUCUCGUGCCGCGGGCCUGCUCUGAGUCGCCGACGGAACCCAUCCCCUAUCCGUUCGGAGCCGGAAAGUGGAUGGAUGGAUGGAUCGACCCAAUCUUUCAGGUGGCAUUGGGGCAGCGGAACAAGCGGUCGGGGGUCGGGCGUCGGGCUUCCUUCCCUUCCUUGCCUUGUCGCGAACGCUAAUGUCGACGCUUGCCAUUCCACGACACGUCACCAGCGGAUAAGACACGGCAGGGGCAGGGGCAGGGGAGGGGGCAGGACCCCCAGCUCCAGCCCGCUCCAGCAGCCAGCCUGCCUGCGGAGGAGGACUGACUCUCGGGGUGCUCAGCGUCCUCGCUCCUCCCUUCCCCUUCACAAGACGUCACGCUAUAUCCGAUCCCUGCUGCUACGUGUCCCUCCACCGACCACGCUCCAGCAACUACACGACGCCGCGAAUCGCACAGACGAUCGAUCCAUCGAUCGAUCGAGUCCUCCAAGGAAGCGAAUUCAUAAUCGCGUCAUCAGCUCUCUCCCGAUCCUUCUCUCGACAAAGACGAGACGGGACGAGACGGGACGAGACUAUACGAGAUCAGAUCAGAUCAGAUCAGCUCAACAUCGAACGAAGAAGCCCUUGAAUCGAUACAUGGCGAGCUAAGCCAACAGUGCUCGAAUUCACAGGCUGUGGCUUGCUGCUGGUUCUUUAGCAUCACUCCGUGCUGCAGAAUUUGAGAGGGCCGAAGUCACAGAUGAAUUCCUUUGGAGUGUUGAACCCCGUUGCAGAAGACAAGGACGCUGGAUCACUUUCAUCAUCUCGGCGCGUUCAUUCAUGCAUGCACAUCAUGGGCUGGCUAUCGGCCAGUGCACUGUGAUGUGGAGAUCCCCAACCGCGAAGACCCCCCGAUCGCUGAGAGCUCCUCGAGUCCUUCCCUCCAUCGAUCAGUGAGAGCUCACCUGGCGACGAGACGAUCUGGACGCCGGGACGUCGUUUUCCCCCCGGCGCACAGCUUCUCAUACCUCGGAUCGGGGCUCGCACGCACCACGAACUAUGCAGCCCUGACCGUCUUCCAGACGUCGCCAUGCGCGGUUCCUGGAUGGAUGGGUCUGGAACAGGCAGGCCAGAAUGUCCAACAUUCCGUAGCUUUGACAUUUAGGCCCCUCGGAGUUGAGUUUUUCCUCCUACUCCUCGCGCGGCUUCCUGGUUUGACAUUUGGUGCACCUACCGCCUUGCCCGCAUCACAUCCCCUCUCGAUCACGCCCACCAGGCAGGCAGGCAGGCAGGCAGGCAACACAAAGUACAUUCGUCGGCGCUACUGUGAACAGAAUCAUUCCCUCAACACACAAGCCCUUUGCGAGCGCACGACGAAAUCUCAUCCACUCCAGCCCCAAGCCCCGAGCCCCGAACGUCAACAGACCAUCUACCUCGCGCCCCCUCCUUUUGUGUCAUUGACUCGAAGCGACCCGACCCGGGGUGUCCUGGGCAAUGAUGAACUUGGACUUUAUUGCAUCUUCUUCCCCCUGCCUCCUUCCCGUCGCGUCCGGUCUCAGAGUGAUCAUUACUCCCGUGACCGGUCACUGCCGAGCACCACUGCCGUGGUCGGCUUGCAGCGAACCGAUCUCAUGCCAUGAAGUUACUCUGUCAGAGUGAACGAACGCGAACGUGAACGUAAACGCAAACGCGAAGGCCGCGUUUGCGUUCCCAACGCAAUCGCUAUCUGUUCUCGUCGUCCCCGAGACCGCGCUAGAGGGUCUGUUACAUUCGCGAUCUCUGUUCAUGUAUCGACGCUGGCUGGCUGCUGGAUUGAGAGAGAGAGAGAGAGAGAGAGAGAGAGAGAGUUGUGACUGCCUGCAUGCCUGAGACACUACGGUCCGAGUUUCAAUCGUGAACUUGACGCCCCCGCGAGCUUCAUUCUAGCUACAGCAAAAGUCCAUAUCAUUGAUCUUCCUGCUUGCACGAGUGCAUCCAAGGCCAAGUCCACCGUCCGCCCGGAAUGGAGGUCGAUGAGAUUCAACUCUAGCUCAGACCAGAAUCUGAUCGAAACGACUAAAACGUUACUCACGCGGUAUUGUGAAAAGUCCAUGCUCUGAGCGCAGUCGUGACUUGUAGCGUUGAAUGGAGGAGGUAGGGCGAUGUCAGACCUUCGGUUGAGACUUCGUUGUGGCAUACUUUUAGAAUCUUUGAGUACAGGAAGGAAUCACGAGGUUGGAAUGUUGUUCUUGACCGGAGUCUUCAGAGGAACGCCUUGUUCACGAUUUUGAGAAGUCCAGGUCAAGUUUGUUCUAAUGGUGGAGGGGAAAGUCAAGAGUGAGGUUAUUGUGGCAUGUCCUACAAGUAUGACAGGUCCCAUGUCCAAGCAGAGAAGUAUGAGAAUUUAUAGUAUGAGAAUUUAUGACAGCUUAGAGUUGAACUCUUGUGAUGCAAAUCAAAAACCCAAUGUUUAUCGGAGCUUGGAGAUAUUUAGUAUAUAUAGUCCAAAGAC
Messenger RNA from Marchantia polymorpha subsp. ruderalis, 2864 nucleotides. Lineage: Eukaryota; Viridiplantae; Streptophyta; Marchantiopsida; Marchantiales; Marchantiaceae. The record is from the annotation of a GenBank genome assembly.